This is a messenger RNA of Epinephelus fuscoguttatus (brown-marbled grouper), 6746 nucleotides long. RefSeq lists its product as uncharacterized. NCBI's taxonomy places the organism in Eukaryota, Metazoa, Chordata, Actinopteri, Perciformes, Serranidae. Gene Ontology annotation, molecular function: nucleic acid binding. Bases 1113 to 5045 code for a protein of 1310 amino acids. The record is from RefSeq and is a predicted model, not a curated record. The transcript is spliced from 3 exons.
CAUUUGUUUUGUUUUUUGCAACAAAACCAUUAACAAACAAAAACCCAAAUUAAACAAGAAGAAUAAACUGCCAAACAUUGUUAAAGAAAAAAAGCAAUCUUUUUUCGAGAAAAAAAAUCAACCACAAAUUUUGAAAGAAAAAAAUCGCCAAACAUGUUUAAAGAAAAAAAAAGCCAAAAAGUAUUUAAGAAAAAAGUAAAAUCAGCAAAAAUUAAAAAAGAAAUUUACAAAUUAACUUCUUCUUCUUCUUCUUUGGUUACUGCCAUGUACUGGACUGGUCUCCAGUAUUUAUUAAUUGUACAUGUAUUUGUCCUAAUCUGUCUUUGUGAAUAAAUUAUGAAUUGAACUGAACAAUAUUCUUAUUUAUCCACAUCAGUCUACUUCCGGCGUUUUAUCAUUAUUAUAUUAUAUUAUACCUUUUAUUGUCAUUUUUAUUAUUUAUAUUUUUGUAUUUAUUUUUCAAUUUCUUUUUAUCUAUUCAUUAUUUUUAUUUAUUUAGAAAUUCAUUAAUGAAUGUCCUAAUGUUUUCUGGACAUACCCAGAGAAAGUAAUGUUAGAUCAGCGAGUGGCGGUAGUGCGCCAAUAAAAAUCAAAAGAAGAAGAAGAAGAAGUGCUUCCGAUUAGCAUGCUAAACUAACGUCUGGAGAUUUCGGUGAAACUUUACGCAUUUUGCUGUAAAUAAUGGAUAUUUUAAUGUAAAAUAUUGUUAGUAUAUUUGUUUAGUGGCACGAUAACAGCUACUAAAUUGUUUAACAACAAAAAGGAGCCGAAAUGAUGUCCGAACAUUUACCCGGAAGUCGUUGGCACGACCCCAAAACACUUCCGUCCCCGGAACUUAUUGUUUGUUGUUAGCGUGUGGUGAGCACGGUGCAGUAAAACUUUCGUUAUCUGAUGAAAUAGUAACGUCAGAAACUGCUGGAUUCGUUUUUUUAAAAGCGGAAACAAAGCUUCAAAUAUCGGAUUUAUUUUCUUUUUCCUGUCGGAAACAGGUUUACAGCUAAUGUUGUCCGAGCUAAGCUAACGUUAGCCGCAGCUAGCUCCUGCUAACACAUCUUUUUCUACUCCUGGACAUUAAGAACCUUGUUUUAAGUUUCUCAGAGGACGUGAGGACAAUGGCGGUCAGGCGGAAGUUUGACCUCCGAUUCAAAGAGACGGUUCUACAGUAUGCAGAGGAAACUUCUGGAGAACAAGCUGCGAGGUUCUUCAACAUCGACUCUAAGAGGAUCCGGUACUGGAGGAAACAGAGGGCCGAGCUGCGGUCGGCUGAUGAGGGGAGAGCACGGCUGAGCAGAGAUGGGAGGAAAAAGCUGAGCGUGGAGCUGGAGAGACGGCUCUCGGAGUGGAUUCACGCCAUGCGAGACAGACGCCAGGCGGUAUCGGCGGACAUGAUCAAGAACAAAGCGUUAGAGAUCUACCCGACGGUGAGUGACGGAGGCAGCAGGUUUGUGGCAAGCACGGGCUGGCUACAAAAAUUCCUAAAGCGCUACAACCUGUCACUUCGACGUCGCAGUGCUGUGACCCAGGAAGACCCGAACCUGCUCACUGAGAAACUCGUUUGGUUUGUGGACUAUGUCGGGAAGACGGUGAGCGCUAAGAGGAUUUUAGAGGAGGACAUCAUCACAAUGGAUGAGACCGUAGCUUGGUUUGACGCAUCGUCUCCGACACAAGGAGUACAGGGACAGGAGAGGAGCCAGCUCACCAUCGUCCUCGCCGCCAAGGCAGACGGCACUAAAUUGAAGCCUUUUAUUGUCUUCAGAGGGGCAGACGGCGAUGAGGAGGCGAUGCGGCGGCAGAUCUCUGGCGCGGUGAUCAACACGUCACCGAACGGCUGGAUCAAUGACGCUCUUGUGUCGGACUGGCUGGAGACUGUGGUGGGGAAAUCCAAUGCCACGCCCCGCCUCCUGGUGUGGGACUCCCAACGGUCCCACAUUAGCGUCACCGCCAAACUGAAACAUGACUUCAACAUCACACCAGCAGUGAUCCCAAGAGGCUGCACCGAAUACGUCCAAGCCCACAACGUGAUGUGGAACCAGCCCUUGAAGCAGAAUCUGCACGACGCCUACGAUCGCUGGAUGGCCGGGGACUACCAGAAGGAGUACACGGCAGGGGGGGACCUUAAACCUCCCGCCCGCCGCCUGCUGGUGGACUGGGUGGUCGCAGCAUGGGACAAACUGGACACAGACAUGAUAAGAGAGUCUUUCAAAGUUUGUGGAUUGUCUGUGAAAAGUGACGGCAGUGAGGAUGAUCUCAUCGCCUGUUUCAAGGAGGGACAGCCCUGUGCCGCUGGACGGGACAUGCUCACUCAGGCCCGACAGAGGAGCUGGGAGAACUGGAGCCCAGUUGCUGAAGAGGAGGAGGAUGGAGUCGAAGAUUUUUAUUUUGAGGAGGAGGAUGAAGAGGAACUUGUUUUUGAGGAAGAGGAGGAAGAUGGUGAUCACACCUCCUUACACUGCAUCACUCAUCAGGAUGUUAAGAAUGUGAUCGCCGUUAAGGAGGAGCAGCAGGAGUGGAGCUCCAGUGUGGACCAGGAGGACCCAGAGCCCCCACACAUUAAAGAGGAAGAGGAGGAACUGUGGAGCAGUCAGGAGGGAGAGCAGCUUCAAGGGCUGGAGGAGGCUGAUAUCACCAAGUUCACAUUCACUCCUGUCCCUGUGAAGAGUGAAGAUGAUGAAGAGAAACCUCAGUCUGAGGGACACCACUGUGGAGGACCAGGACCAGUGCCCGGAGGCGGAGUACAACCAGCGCCCGGAGGAGGGGUACGACCAGUGCCCAGAGACUCUGAUCCAGAUUUAAAACCAGAUACUGAGGACAAGAAGCCUGACAGUUCUUUAGUUGCUGAGAUCGAAGUCAGUCUUGAUGACUGGGACAAGACUAGCCCUGAGACUUCAGAGUUUUCUGAACCUGAGAUUGACGAGGGUGAUGACUGGAAACCUCAGUCAUGUUUAAACUCUCUGAAACAUAAGGAACUUCCUGUCAGGAAUGGAGAGAAACAGUUUAGCUGCUCCGAGUGUGGGAGAAGAUUUUCUCAAAAGAAACAUCAGACCCAACACAUGCAGGUCCACAUACGGAAGAAACUAUUGACCUGCAGUGUUUGUGAGCGAAAGUUCACUCGGCUUUCGCAGCUCAAAAGACAUAAAUGUGCUGGUCAUCAGUCCUCAGAACUUCAUCAGAGUCCAACUGAGGAGAGCAGAGAGGCAGAGCAGAUGGAGACAGAAGCUGAUGGAGAAGACUGUGGAGGACCAGAACCAGCCAAGAACUCAGAUCCAGAUCCAGAUUUACCAUUAGAUACUGAUGACAAGACCGGAGACUCCUCUGAAGCUGAGACUGAUGACAGUGAUGAUAACUGGAAAGAGACCAGUGAUUCACUGACAGAGGAUGAAGAUGAAGAUGAUGAUGAUGAGGACGAUGACUUCACAACAGGGUCAUCAACAACAUCACAACAUCCAAUGAAGCGCCAUCGAGAUGGGUCCGCCGCCUUUAGAGCGAGAGAAGAGGAGGAGGAGGGGGAAGAAGCUCGGUGGCAUAACAAGGAGGAGAAAGAUAAAAGACCCGACCCACUCAGGUUCAUACCUGUCAGGGAACCUGGCCCCACCCUCGACCCCGCCGCUUCAUGGUCUCCCCUUUCACUCUUCCAGCUGUUUUUUAGUGACUCCGUCGUCUGCACCAUCAUUGAAAACACAAACGCAAAUGCUGCCAAAAGACUGAAGUCCGGGUUGAAGUUUGUGUGGAAACCUCUGACGGUGAGCGACUUCUACAUCUUCCUGUCCAUCAUCAUCUUCUCAGGACUUGUUAAAGUACAUGUCAGAGGGGACUACUGGAGAAAGGAAUGGCCGUUCAACUUCAGAUUCCCUGGCGAAACCAUGAGACGGGAUCGCUUUGAAUCCAUCUUAUGGUCCCUGCACUUGAGCAAUCCAGCAGAGGACGAAGAGAACGACCGCAAGAAGAACACAGCAGAGUAUGACCGACUGUUCAAGAUCAAGCCACUGUACACCGAGAUAGUGAACGCCUGCAAAGUGCAGUUCCAGCCUUACCAGAAUAUUUCCAUAGAUGAACGGAUGGUGGCGUCCAGGGCUCGCACAGGUAUGACACGAUACAUGAAGGACAAGCCCACAAAGUGGGGGUACAAAAUAUUUGUGCUUGCGGACUCUUUAACGGCCUACACAUGGAAUUUCUUUGUCUAUGAGGGAAGGAGUGUGCAUGGUCCAGGCCAGGGUUUGAACUACACUUCAGUCAUGGACCUUAUGGCGUUCCCUCUCCUUGGUCGGGGCUACACACUAUUCGUCGACAGUUUCUAUUCCAGCACCGCCCUCUUUAAGGAACUGUCCAGACAAGACAUCGCAGCAUGUGGGACAAUCCGAAAAAAACAGAUUGGCUUUCCAAAGACCACCCAGAAUGACUUGCCAAAGAACGCUGAAAGGGGAGAUAUGCGAUGGAUACGCCAAAACAACCUCCUGUUUGUAAAAUGGAUGGACACACGUGAAGUGACCAUUUGCUCAACUGUACACGAAGCCUUCAGCGGACAGACAGUGCAGAGGAAAGUCAAAGAGGCCAGCGUGUGGCAAACCAAGAACAUAACCAUUCCCGAUCCUAUUGUGGAGUACAACCGCAACAGGGGUGGCGUGGAUCUGUCCGAUGCUUUGAUCGGCUGCUACAGCGUGCACCACAAAACCAUGAAAUGGUACAAGAGGUUCUUUUACCAUUUUAUGGACAUCGCUGUGGUCAACAGCUUCCUGCUCCACAAAGAACUACACAAAAAGAAGAAUGAUCCCGUCAUGAAGAAGCCACUCUCCCAGAAGCGCUUUAGGGAGAAGCUCGCUGCAGAAAUGCUGUGGUAUGCCAAAGACUCAGCACCACCAACGUCAACUCCAGCCGCCUGCAUGCCUGCAUACUUUGGAGACAAUGGUACAGAAUCCAGGAAGUACUGCAAGAGAUGCCAGGACGCUGGUAUCAAAAGGAUGAAAACACCUGUGUACUGCAUGAAGUGCCAGGUCCCGCUCUGCUUUAAUGCCAGAAGGAACUGCUUCAAAGACUGGCACAACAAAUAAGCUCCCCUUUGUUUCAUUAAUUAGCUACGGAUGGAGGAGAGGAGCCACUUUUCCCCUAAAACCCCACCUAUGGACCCAAAUUUGUUUUUUGGAUCAUCUGAGAUGGGUCUUGAAUUUGGGUGCAUUUGGUAAUAUGGAUAUUCCACCUCAACAUUCCUUGACUAAAACCUCUAUAACUUUCCUCUGCUCUACUUAAACAGUAUCAGCCUUGGCACCAGUAAUGUUCAGAUGUUGUGAUAUGGUAUGCGCAAGGUUAUAGGCUGCAACUACAUAAUUCCAACAGGAUACCAUAAAAUUUCAUUUAAAAGCCUAGUCCCAAUUAAAUGUCCAGUCCCUUUUAGGAGCCCAAUGUGGCCUCUGGAUUAGAGAGCUGUACCAGGUGCCGCUCCAAGUCUCCAGUAUCCCCGGCUUGUCAGAAAGGAAGCAGGAUGGACAACACCGCAGCAGGUGUAACUGAUCAGAUGCAGGAAACCAAGUGUCAGCCAGGCCAGCCCUCUAUUUGAGACAGGCCUUUAAUUUGAUAAUUAAAGGCCUGUCUCAAAUAGAGGCCUGGCCUGGUUGCUAAACAGUUGAUUUUCACAGAAGUUCUUUGGAUGUAUAAAACCGGAUUGUUGACUGCCCACUUGAGCUAACGUUAGUUAGCUGCUAAGAUCUGCCUACUAAUUGAAAUUUUAUGGUAUUCACACUAAAAAGUAACAGUUCUGUUUGGCAGAAAUGAAAUUUUUCAUUUAUGCUGUGCAUCAUUACCAUGAACUCUGACACAUCUGCAGAAAUCCUACAAAUGUACCUUUAUCAUGACACCGAAAUUAUUCAUAUCGACCAGGGGUCGGCAACCAUUACUAUCAAAACUGUUUACGAUUUAUGACAAGAAUUACUAAAAAAAUCCACACAACGUAUUUAAAUCUUCAAACACUAGAAUGAAACUUAUCUUUGUUACUCCAGGUGUUUCAGUUUUUUAUUUGUUUAUUUUUUAGUCUUACCCUUGGAUGAGUUCAAUUUUUUGUUACUUUUAUACCUUCUGAAUGUGUUGAAACAACACUGCAACUUUAUGAUGUUACUUUAACUGACGAUUGCGUUAUAGAGGUGACAUGUCUGUGGUCAGCCAGAGCCAAGACCAUCCUACAAGCAGCAGAGAGUAGGGACUUCCUCCUGGAGUUGGAUGAAGAAACUGGUUCCCUGACGCUGAAACAACUCCGUAACUACUGGAAUCAGAUUCAGGGCAACCUACAUCUGACUGGAGCUAACAGUUGUCACCUAAUUGUAUGGACCUUGUCAUCCUGCCAGUGCUCAAAGAUCCCACAUGGGCUCUUAACAUUGACACAUUUUAUAAAGAGUGUUUGCUUCCAAACAUGGUGUCGGAGUUGUAAGUUAAGCCUCACAUACUGUUCAGGGUCAAAUACAGUGCUGGAAAGUAACUAAGUACAUUUACUCAAGUACUUUACUUAAGUACAGUUCUGAGGUACCUGUAUUUUACUUGAGCAUUUCUGUUUGAUGCUACUUUAUAUUUCCACUCCACUACAUUUAUCUUCAUCUUCAGCUCUCAGAUGAAGAUGUGACACAAAAGAUAAUCUGUUGUAUUGUUUGUAUGUUAAUAUCUGCACUUGCACUCACCCUGCAUUCAUGAUCUGUAAAUAUUCAUGUCCUUUGAAUCAGUUUGUACUGUUAUAAUAAAUUAAAUUUUUGGCACUAACACAAUGUUUG